This is a messenger RNA of Aegilops tauschii subsp. strangulata, 1601 nucleotides long. RefSeq lists its product as uncharacterized. The record is from RefSeq and is a predicted model, not a curated record. Lineage: Eukaryota; Viridiplantae; Streptophyta; Magnoliopsida; Poales; Poaceae.
ACCCAAAACACUUCUUCUCCCCAUUCUCAACGCCGGCACACCCCAUCUCUCCCGCCGCCGCGCGCUGAGAUGCCGAUCCUCUGCCAGAUUUUUCGCCUCCUCCGACGACCUGGCGUCGCCACCUUUCAUGACCCAAUGCUCCGCCUCUCCUCCACCUCGCGACCUCUCCUCUCUUUCACGGCCUCUGCGCCGCCUUGCUGGUCGCCACCACCGCUUGCACCACGAGUUUUCCCUCUCAUGGCUCCCGAUCUACUUGUCCGUCGUGUUUCCCGAUUUCCUCCUAGAUCUCGGAGCAUGUCCAGCAACAGUGGACUCGAAGACAAGCGAUUGCUCAUCUCUUCUGCCAACGAUCACUCUGUCAUCAGCCAAGGCACGAAAAAUGUAGAGACGAGUGGCACAACCUUGGAAGUUAUAGAUGAAAAAGGAAGGAGUAUUGAUAGCAAGGAUACAAAGAGCGCAUUGAUAGCAAGCGGUGACGAAGUAUUCCCCAUGGAAUUGCUUCCAGAAAGCACACACCGUGAUGGUUCUAUACACAGAAGCACUCAUGCGUGGAAAAAGAACUAUGCUGUUGAUGACCGUAGUGAGACUCGGUUGGCAGAUCCCAAAGAUUGCGUCUUCCGCAACGGAAAAUGCAAGCGGCAUAAACCUAGUCGCGUCUUACAAAUUUUCUCAUUAAAGUUGGUUGAACUUACUGUGGAUGUUGGCCCAGUAGAGUUGUAUGGAUACAUAGCAGUGCGGGAUUGUCUGGAUACAUUGCUUAAUUAUGUUGUCAAUAUAAGCAGGGAUGAUCAUGUCAUCGUGAAACAGGGUUCUCUCAUCAACAUGGCUGGCCCUAAGCGAGGCAUAGAUAUGUAUUGCGCUGUUCUAGUGGAAUUUGACAUUAGGAUCAAGGCAGGCAAAGCAGAAAGGGAUGAUCACCAGCUGAUUGAUGGUGUAUCAGGCAUAGACGACCUGUGGGGAGUAUGGAAUCAAGCAUUCACAAACCGCAUCUAUGGUGACUGUGGCGCAGUUGACAUAACCCUAGCACGUAUUGAUAAGGCAGUCAUGGCGAAUGUAGAAGUUGUCGUGUCAGAAGUGCAGAGCAGUUUUGAGCUGUGCUUCAGUUGUUUUAUCGGUGGUUAUAACGAAGAAAUCCGGCUGUUCGAUGGUGCAAUUGGCGAGUCACACCUCUUAAAGAGGUCUGUGGUUGCUGUAGCGGAUGGUUCCACUCUGGAUUUGAAGUUCAAGGUGGCCUCGGGGCCUUUCGGUUCAGCGGAGCACUGUUGUUCCUUCAAGGCGGACACACAUGGACUUGAAACUCACGAGAUAAAGACUGAAUUCGGGUUGAUGUCAGUGAAGGUGACUUGGUCGACUCUGCUUUCCUCCCAGUAGGCUUAUUACAGGCCUUGAAUAAAGUUAAUCGAAAAGUUGUGUCUGAGGAAUGGGCCAAGACCUGGUCAACAGUCUAGAGUGAGUCGUGGACACUGUUGAACUGUUUCUGGUAUCUUUACAUGUUUCUAGUAUCUCCUGACAAUCCUAGCCACUUGGCGUACACUGUUUCUUCUAUCUGUGACUGUAAGGGUGCGUUUGGAUGCAGCCUAUUGGCUACACUGUUUCCCGUA